UAUUUUCUUUGUUGUUCAGCUAAGGGUGUAGAAAGUAGCCUAUAGUAAGUCUGUAAGUGAAAGUACAGAAGGACUAACUUUGAUAGUGAAAGUCAGACAUCUCCUUGUCUACAUUCACUUGAGUCAAACUCUUGUAUAUAGUUGUAGUUUUGAAACUGUUAAUAUGUGGAGCAGUAAGUGUGUGAUAUUUUGAGUGAACAUAAUGGGGUAAAAUGGGGAAAGAUCUUUUCAAUAAACACAUCACAUAAAACAUCUUAAUACCCAUAUGGGCCAUCCAAGUGAAGCAUGUAGUAUUUAGCUUAAUAAAGACAUGUAUACUGUUUAAAGAUAUGCCUAUAUAGAUAUCUUCUAGACAUACGGUGACAAUGUAAUUCUGAACUGCCAUUAUACCAUAUAUCCCUGUAUUAGUAUUGAUGCUGUUUCAUGUUUUAUACAUUUCUUUAAGAACAAAAAAAAUGUAACUGUUAAAUGGAACACCUGAAGCUAUGACUCAAGGUGUGAAAUAAAUAUAUAUUAGUAAACUAUUGCUUUUGUCAGGCCUUCAGAAUUACAUAGUUGAUCAUUAUUUUUUAUCAACAAAAAUACUCGAUCUUGAAUAGAUCUGACAUAAAUAAAAAAACUCAUGUCACCGACACCAGAGAAGCCAAUAUAUCAAGGAACGUGCAAAAUCGCCUUCAAGGUGCAUGUUCAUGUAAUUCUUUGCACUUUUUGUCAAAUUCAGCAAAUGUCUCCUCAGGUUCCUCUAACUGUCUGUCCAGUGUGUGCCCUCAAAAAGUGUUUGUGCAAAGUCCUAGAUCUGUAAAUGGAAAACAAACAAAGUGGCUCAGAACUAGCCAUUCACUAUUCCAGCCAAUCAACAAGUUGCUUCAGGAACAUAGAGGAGAGGUCAAAUAUCAAGAACCUUUGCCAGAAUCGAAGACUCUAACUUUAAUUGUCCAUAUUCUGAGAAAAAAAUCAAUGGGAGUUCUAAAUGUGCCAUCUGUUGUCAUUAUUGGCUCUUUUUCUGCCCAAAACAUAGAGAAAAUCCAGCAGGCUGCCCCAAUUGUAGGCUAUUUACAGUAUACAGCAGAAGUGAAUACACCCCUGUGCAAUAUUCCCUUAAAUGUCAGAUGAUUCAAAAUUGUAUCAUCUUACAGUAAUUGCAUUACUUCUAAGUUGAACAGUUGGGUAUUUGCUCUCAUGUAAAAUUUAAAACUAACAGUUUAUAUUUGCUUUAUUAAAAAUACAGGCCAUACAGUAGGACCUCAAUGCAACAAAAGUCAGUACACCUUUCACUGCUGACAUAAUUUUUUUUAUUUUUUCAAUACUUUGUACCUUUUUAUUCUUGAUAACAGACCCAAUCCUCCUCAGCAUGGAGGAUACAAGUGCUGCACACAUCUCUGAAGAGAUGUUCUGCCAUUCGUCACACAAUUUUUUUCAGGUGCUCUUUACAGGAGGGCUGGUGUUGCCCUGCCUUUCUCUGUAAUAUACCCAAAGGUGUUCUAUUGGAUUCAAGUCAGGCGACGUACUUUUUCCAUGUUGUAGUUUUCACUUUUUUCUUCUUUAGAAACUUUUGUCUAAUUUUGGCAGUAUACUUUGGAUCGUUAUUAUACUGGAAUAUUACUCUUCUGCCAAGCUUCUUGAGACUGGGAGUCAUCUUGUCAGCCAGUAUUUUGGUAUAUCCACAGGCAUUCAUGGUGUAUAAAUAUCAUCUCACCAACACCUUUUGCACUCAUGCUGCCCCAUAUCAUCACACUCACACCUCCGUAGUUCACUGUCGGGACUAUGUAUUCCCUGUCGUAGUCCUGGCCAGGUCCAUGCCAAACAUGCUGGACCUAUCUCGCUGAACACAUUUAUCUGAUAAUGUCUUCCCAAAAUUCAUCAGGCUUUUUUCAUGUUCUUAAGUAAAGUUUAAUCUUGCAGUUUUGUGACAAAGAGUUGUUGGACUUGGGGUCCAGCAUGUUUGGCGUGAACCUGGCCAGGAGGACUACCACAGUGAAUGCAUAGUCCCAACAUAGUCCCAAAAAACUUCAAUAUAUUCCACACCAAAAAAUAUACCUGUUUUGAUCUUUGUCAAUCUCGCCGAUUCUCAUGCCAAGUCAGCCUUGAAAGCGGGCAACUCUGAUUUUAUUACAUUUAUAGAUGUAUGCAAAAGUGAGUUGAGUAAUAACGGGAAUAGGAGUUGGAAAAGCUGUGGGUGGACCAUGUAUAUAAUAAAUAUGUUUUACACACUCUUACGGAGAGGCUUUAUUUGUAUAUUGCUCUAGUCUCUAAGAAGCGAACACCUGAGUUAAUAUGAACAUUUUCAACCGACUCGCGGGCCUACUAGGUUUCCACAAGAGGGACAUGUCCAUUUACCCAGCUGCAAAACAAUUCUAUGGUAGGGUCAUGGGUGAAUAGGCGGGAUUUGUAUACUUCGAAAAGAAUCGACAGUCGCUCAACAUGUGACGUAAAGAACGUGGUGGCCAUAAUAAACCUUGCCGCACACGGCAGCGCUAAUAUAAGUGAUAUCAUAAAGCCAGUUCUAUAGACGUAAUUAUCAUUAGGUGUUCUAUUUGAAAUAGAAUCGUGAUUAGGUGUUGUGACCCUUUGGACACAUAUUGUUACUCCUGGAGUGGAUUGUAAAGUUGGAACAUUGAGCGGAACGAAAGAUCAGGGGGAUGGCAGGGGUGGCGGAGGCCAGUGUGGACUCAAAGGCAGAGCUCACUUCUCUGCUGGAGCAAUGGGAGAGAGACCAACAGGGGACCACACAAGACCUGGUGGCUAUCUUAACCAAGAUAUCUGAACUGGUGGAGAGAGAGACAGAGGAGUACCGUAAAGCCGACCCUGACCCCUUUGAUGAUCGGCACCCAGGACGAGCUGAUCCAGAGUGCAUGCUUGGACACCUGCUGAAGAUCCUCUUCAAGAAUGAUGACUUCAUGAAUGCUCUGGUGAACACGUAUGUGAUGAGCAGUAGGGAGAUUACCCUCAACACAGCCGCUUGUCGCCUCUUGCUGAACAUCAUGCCAGGGCUGGAAACUGCUGUCGUGUUUCAGGAGAAGGAGGGGAUUGUGGAGAAGCUGUUUAAGUGGGCUCAAGAGGCAGAGCAGCCCUUGAGGAUCUAUUCUGUGGGUCUACUAGCAGGAGCUAUGGAGAACCAGGACAUCGCUGCCAACUACCGUGAAGAAAACUCUGUAUUGGUGCCACUAAUGUUGCAGCGCUUGCGGGAGCUGCAAGAACGAGAGGUGGAGAGCAGGAGGGAGUUCAGGCGGCCAAGUCCUCGCAAGCCCCCCAGUUUGGAGCCUAUGUUGCCUCUGGAUGAGGAGACAGUGGACUGCAGCGCCUUCGAAGACAAGAAUGGCAUGGACAAGAGUGGGAUAGCGGAAGAGGGAGAGAGCGCAGGUACAAGAGGAGAUUGUUAUGGUUUAGAGCCCAACAAUGAGAUUUCUUUCAACCUUGGAUCGGCGCAGAAGUCCACCAGUCUCGCCAACUCGCUCAGGAAGAGUCUCUCCAAGAUGGAGAGCCCAGACAGCGAGUCCCCUGGAGCUGACGUAAGCGAUGGGCAAACCGAGGGAGGAAGGCAGGCGCAGAAGAAGACAGAGCGAGAGAACGGUCGCAAGGCUAAACAGAAGCUGAACUUCACCCUGUCCGAGCCAGAACGGAGCCUUAGUGAGCUGAGCAACAGCAGCUGGUCAGAGAUGAGCCCGUGGGUGAUUGGCCAGAACUACCACUUGGACCCUCUCACACCUGCUAUUGAACAGCGUCUCAUCCUGCAGUACCUGACCCCACUGGGGGAGUAUCAGGAGCUGUUGGCAGUAUUCAUGCAACUGGGAGCCAGACAGCUUCUCAUGCACUACAUGGAUCUCAAACAGACUAAUGACGUGCAGUUAACCUUUGAAGCCCUCAAGUAUCUGGCCUCCCUGCUGUUGCACAAGAAGUUUGCUGCUGAGUUUGUGGCUCAUGGUGGAGUGCAGAAGCUUCUGGAUAUUCCACGUCCCUCCAUGUCGGCCACCGGUGUUUCCUUGUGUCUGUAUUAUCUGGCUUAUAAUCAGGAUGCCAUGGAGAGGGUGUGUAUGCUUCCCCACUCCAUCCUCUCUGAGGUGGUGAAGUACACCUUAUGGCUUCUGGAAUGCUCCCAUGCCUCAGGCUGUUGCCAUGCAACCAUGUUCUUCUCCAUCUCUUUCUCCUUCCGGGCGGUUCUGGAAUUGUUUGACCAGCAGGAUGGACUGCGUCGUCUAGUCAAUCUGAUCAGUACACUGGAGAUCUUGAACCCAGAGGAUCAGGGUGCACUGCUUAGUGAUGAUGAGAUCUUCUCUAGCAGACAGACAGCCAAACACACCUGUAUGGCACUGCGCAGGUACUUUGAGGCUCACCUGGCCAUCAAGGUGGAGCAGGUCAAGCAGUCCCUGCAGCGCACAGAAGGGGGAGCUCCAAUCCACCCACAGCCGUAUUACAAGGCGUGCACAUAUACACAUGAGCAGGUGGUUGAGAUGAUGGAGUUCCUCUUUGAGUUUGGGCCUGUGCGUCUCUACUGGGAGGCAGCGGAGGUCUUCCACAAUAUGUCUUGUGUGCAGCUUCUGCUUCAGCUUAUCUCAAUAGCCUGUGACUGGAGGACAUACUAUGGCAGGAGUGAUACGGUGCGUUACGCGCUGGACAUACUGAGCAUCCUGACGGUGGUGCCAAAGACCCAGCUGCUGCUGGCUGAGCCGGUGGCCGUGCUGGAUGAGGGGGGCUCCACCAUCUCCACCGUGGGCAUGAGCAUUGUUCUGGUUGUGGCUGAGGGCGAGGUGUUUGUCAACGAUGCGGAGAUCCAGAAGUCGGCGCUGCAGGUGGUCAUCAACUGCGUGUGCGCGCCAGAUAAGCGAGUGUCCAGCAUCGGCAAGUUCAUGGGGGGCACCCCGCGCCGCCGCCUGCCCCAGAGCAACCGCGCCAGUGAGAGUGUGCUGGCCAAGAUGUGGAACGUGGUGCAGUCCAACAACGGCAUCAAGGUGCUGCUUUCGUUGCUCACCAUCAAGAUGCCCAUCACGGACGCCGACCAGAUCCGCGCUCUGGCCUGCAAGGCCCUGGUGGGACUGGCCCGCUCGGCCGCCGUCCGCCAGAUCAUCAGCAAGCUGCCGCUCUUCAGCAGCGGGCAGAUCCAGACGCUGAUGAAGGAGCCCGUGCUCCAGGACAAGCGCAGCGAGCACGUGCGCUUCUGCAAGUACUCCGCCGAGCUGAUCGAGCGUGUCUCGGGCAAGCUGCUGCUGAUGGGCACGGACGUGUCGCUGGCGCGGCUCCAGAGGGCCAGCGUGGUGGCGCAGUCGCGCAUCUCCUUCCCCGAGAAGGAGCUGCUGCUGCUCAUCCGCAACCACCUGGUGGCCAAGGGCCUGAACGACACGGCCACCACCCUCACGAAAGAGGCCGACCUGCCCAUGGCCCCGUUGGCACACAGCCACCCCUCCCACCCCGUGCCCUUCGCCGGGCCGGGCGUCUCCAUGACUGCACCGACCGCCCCGGCCGCCAUCCUCCCACGGACUCCAAGGCUGGUUAAUGGUGUGGCGGCGCGCUUUGGAAUCCACACCUCCACUUCGCCCAGCCUUCAUGCCCAACCUCGCCCCUCCAACUCACUGCUCCACAUCGCCCUUCCCUCCUCCUCCUCUUCCUCCUCCAGCGCAGCUGCCGUCAUCCCGCAGAGUUCCGCGCCUCAGACUGCCACUUACAGUAACGGCUCGCCUCUGAUUGGGCGGAUUUUGUUCACACGGGAACGUCCGUCUCCUUGCACGGACCGCCGCAAGCCACGCGUUCUGCGUCAGAAGUCUGAUCACGGGGCUUUCAGCCAGAGCCCUGCCAUGAAGAAGCAGCUAGACCGCCACCUGCCCUCGCCCCCCGCGCUGGACAGCAUCAUCACAGAGUAUCUGCGGGAGCAGCACGCCCGCUGCAAGAACCCUGUCACCACCUGCCCGCUCUUCAGCCUUUUCACCCCGCACCAGUGCCCUGAGCCCAAGCAGCGCCGCCAGGCCCCCGCCAACUUCGCCCCGCGCCUCACCCGCCGCACCGUCUACCCUAAGUACGGGGGCGUGGACGGCGGCUGCUUCGACCGGCACCUCAUCUUCAGCCGCUUCCGACCGAUCUCGGUGUUCCGCGAGGCGGACGAGGACGAGAGCGGCUUCAUGUGCUGUGCCUUCUCAGCGCGGGAGCGGUUCCUCAUGCUGGGCACGUGCACCGGCCAGCUCAAGCUGUACAACGUCUUCACCGGACAGGAGGAGGCCAGCUACAGCUGCCACAGCUCAGCCAUCACACACCUGGAACCCUCCCGGGAUGGCUCUCUGCUGCUCACCUCGGCCUCCUGGAGUUACCCCCUCUCAGCCCUCUGGGGCAUGAAAUCAGUCUUCAUCAUGAAGCAUUCCUUUUUAGACGAUCACUAUGUGGAGUUCAGUAAACUUUCUCAAGACAGGGUCAUCGGGACAAAAGAGCAUGUUGCUCAUAUAUAUGACAUCCAGACAGGCCUAAAAACGCUCACUCUGAAUAACCCUGACCUGGCGAACAACUACAAGAGGAACUGUGCCACCUUCAAUCCCACGGACGACUUGGUCUUGAAUGACGGUGUCUUGUGGGAUGUGCGCUCUGCUCAGGCCAUCCACAAGUUUGACAAGUUCAACAUGAACAUCAGUGGUGUCUUCCACCCCAAUGCCCAGGAGGUCAUCAUCAACACAGAGAUCUGGGAUCUACGGACAUUUCACUUACUUCACACAGUCCCAGCACUUGACCAGUGUAGGAUUGUGUUCAAUAACAAUGGAACAGUCAUUUAUGGAGCAAUGCGGCAGGCUGAUGAUGAUGAUGACAUGCUGGAGCAGCAGAUGAAGAGUCCCUUUGGCUCCUCCUUCCGUACAUUUGAUGCUACCGACUACAAACCCAUCGCCACUAUCGAUGUGAAGAGGAAUAUAUUUGAUCUGUGUACAGACACAAAAGACUGCUACCUGGCUGUAAUCGAGAACCAGGAUGCAAUUAACAUGGACACAGUGUGUCGGCUCUACGAAGUGGGGCGACAGCGCUUGGCAGAGGAAGAGGAGGAUGAGGACGAUCAGGACGAGGAAGAGCAGGAAGAGGAUGAUGACGAUGAUGACUCUGAUGAUGACCUGGAUGACAUCGACAUGGAUGACAUUGAAACAGACCCCAUCUUGGCAGAGCUGGAGAAUGACAACAAUGGAGAGGAAGAGGAUGGUGACAACGACUUCUCUCCAUCGGAUGAUGAAGAGGUGGCACGUUUGCUGGAAGAGGAGGGAGAUGAUGACGACGACGACGAUGACGACGACGAUGAUUCUGAUGAUAAUGAUGCAGAAUUGGUCCUGGACAACACAGACAGCUCCGACAACUCUGAUCUGGAGGACGACAUCAUUCUCUCACUGAACGAGUGAGGAAGAAGAAGACAUGGCGUGAGCUGCUGACAGGAGUUUGGAAGAGGGAGAGAGAGACGCCACUGCCCCACUGUUCCGGGGGAGCGAGGCCUCUCGGGGCGCUCCUGAUCUGCUCACUCUUCUGAUGCUGUAUCAGGAGAACACUUGAAAAAGACCAGCUUUGUUUGCUCAUUUUAUUUUGACUCCUUUGGUUUGAUUUUUGAUGGGUAAACUUGAGCGACUUCUCUGGGAGUCGUGUCUAUUCUGCUAGUGUACUAAAGUGUGGACUCGGCCUAUAGGCUGAGCAGGUGCUGGGCUGAACCGGUGUGUUGUCUGCACUUGUUUUCCAGUGUUACUUUUACUUUUACCCCCCCCCCCCCUUCUUUUCUUUAAUAAUUUCCCCUUUCUAAUUCUCAAAAUGCCACACUGAUGUAAAGCCCCUGGACCUUACUACUUGUGCAGAAUGUAUGUAUCUAAAGUAUUUUUCUAUAAAUGUAAUAAAACACA
Clupea harengus (Atlantic herring) is the source of this 7838-nucleotide messenger RNA. It is a transcript of the gene dcaf1, whose product is annotated as ddb1 and cul4 associated factor 1. The record is from RefSeq and is a predicted model, not a curated record. Gene Ontology annotation, biological process: protein ubiquitination. NCBI's taxonomy places the organism in Eukaryota, Metazoa, Chordata, Actinopteri, Clupeiformes, Clupeidae. Gene Ontology annotation, molecular function: nuclear estrogen receptor binding; histone H2AT120 kinase activity. Gene Ontology annotation, cellular component: Cul4-RING E3 ubiquitin ligase complex; nucleus.